Molecule: messenger RNA, 5429 nt
Organism: Linum trigynum
Lineage: Eukaryota; Viridiplantae; Streptophyta; Magnoliopsida; Malpighiales; Linaceae
Source: the annotation of a GenBank genome assembly
AACAAUAUUGUUUCACAAGGUAACAGGUACUUGAUUUUGGUUCAUAAGGCCGAUUUUUGAUUUGUUGCAUCAUUAAUGUCUCUUUCCUGCUAAAAUUCACUAUUUUUAUCACGUGUUUCCCAAAAAAACUAUACAACAAUAAGUUAUACACCCCAUUACAUUAUCAAAUUUCAUACCUCACCUUCCUCUAGGGAUGAAAACAAAAUCCGAACCCACGGGUACCCACCCUACCCAACUCGGUCAACGCGGGUAAAAUCCGUGUUGACGGGUUUUGGGCCGGGUUUGGGUUUAAACCCGUUCAAUAUUCAUCGGGUUGGGUUUGGGUUUAGGUAAACCCGACCCAUGGGUACCCGCCCACACCCAUAUAAUUAAUUUUCUCGAUAUAUUUAAUAUUCUAAACAACUUAUCUUAUUUAUGUUUGUGGAGACAUGUCUAAUUUUUUCUUUCUAAUUGUGUAGAAUGAAGUUGAUGUUAUCGAGUGGAGAGUGAAGAAACUUAAUUGAAAGGAAGAAGCUUUCAAUUAAUCAUGUUAUUUAUGGAUAAUUUGUUAUUUGCUUGAAUUUUCUAGAAUGAUAUUUUAUAUAUGGAUAAUUUGUAUUGAGAGAUUGAUAUUUGACUUUAAUUUUGAUAGCAACUUGUUAUUGUAAAUUUUUUAAGACAAAAACCUGUGGGUACCCAUGAACCCGCGGAUAUCCAGGGGGUUGAGUUGGGUUUGAGUUUUUCAAACCCAGUGGAUUUUACCCCGAAUUUUUUUCACGGAUAAACCCAUGAAUUUGGAUUUGAAUUUGGCAAAACCCAACUCAACCCGACCCAUUGCCAUCCUACCUUCCUCCGGCCAACUGGCCGGGGCCCACACUAGUUAUGUUGUUAUAAUAACAACAAUAAUGGUGUUGUUAUGCUAUCCUCGCCGGUUUUUGAGGAAGCAUAUGAGUGGUAACUCGAUGGAUGGUGACUUAUUAUUAUUAUUAUUAUUAUUUUGUGAGAGACUUAUUAAAAUAUUAUUUAUUAGUUAUGUUAUUCGGCUGUUAAAGGAGGGUAUGGGUUUAUUAUUGAUGAUUGUUAGAAUUAUAAUAGGUUAUGGUUUUAUUGGCCGUCUAGGACUAGUAAAGGGGCGGGAUUAGGAUAAAUUUUUAGGGUUUUGAGUUUUUCCUAUAUAUUUUCACUUCGUGGUUCAGUUUUUAAUAACUAGUGAAGAAGAAUAAAGUAGUUUUAAUAGUGUUCUUUUGUGUUUUUAGGAGUAGCAGUCGUUCUAUCGAUGCAUUUAAUCGUUAAUGCAUUAAUUGGUAUCAGAGUCUGAUUAUGAUACGAUGAGCUCAGUAUGGCCAUCUAGGGAUGAUAUCAAUGAUUUGAUCUAGCUGACAGAAUGUGUCCUAGCUACCAGCGAAAGGAUCAUCGCUGCCUGUGAUAGAGCUAGCACAAUGUUGUCCGCAACCACGCCACUGCCCUCGCCCAUCACCAUCGUUCCACCGACAACACUGUCUCCACAGUCGCAGGAAGCCACAUGUUGACAACGAUUCAUAGGAAGAUUCGCCCAUCACCUUCCACGAAUAUGUCAGGAUCUCGCGGGAAGCUUGGACAGUCUUCUUUGCAUUCAGGGAUCCAAUUGCCGGGUAUGAGUAUGUUUUCUCCUUCAAAAAGACAAAAACUACCGCUUUUUAUUUCACAAUUCUCCAGGAUAUCUCAGACUGAUUUCUUAUGGGGGUGGAGUGUGAAAGGAAGGAGAAGAGGAUAAACAAGAGUUGUGCCGAGAAUUUGAAGUAUAGGAAACGCAAUUUGUAUCAAUUUAUCAUCCCCGUAUGCCGACUGUAUACAUUGAUUACAAUUGGUUAUGUGUGAGUAGUUACUAUCGAAAGUCCAUGUGAAAUAUGACCCUAGACACCUCUAGGAAUUUUUCUCUUGUAUACUACAUCAUAUAGUGGAGACAAUUAAUCCCCUUGCUUCAAUCUCGAGUAGCAGAGAAUUAUCCUAAAGCUGUGUCAUUAACCAUAAUAGGAAGAAAAAAAAAUAGUAGUAACACAUUUCUUCACCUAAUUUAUCGAAAGUAGAGAAAAUUGCAUCUUCUAAAGAAUUGAAAAAUGGAAAGACCAUUCAACACAAUCAUAGGGCAUUUGCAUGUCAACAUGUUAGUCAUAUGAAAAAUCGUACCACGAACUACCUCCGGUGAAACAUCAUCGGUUAAAAACUUAAAAUGUGAUUCAUUUUUGAAGUGACCAUUUUUCGCCAGAGGGAGUCGUGAAACUCCAACUGCCACUCUCUCUUAUGCCCACGACUUCUCCUUUUGAGGUGAAUAAACGAGAAUAGAGAUUAGUGACCACAAGUUGUUUAUGAGCUUCCUGCGUCACCCAAUAGUCCUCUGGGUAAAAAGCUCUUGGAUUUGAUUUCUUCUUCUACACACUUGAUUCACCGAAUGAAAAUACCUCCUGUUUCGAUUCCCCCUCUUAUGACCAUUUUUAUGCGUGACUUUUGCUUCCAAUAAUACAAUUCCUCAGCAGCCAAGUUGUAGCAAAUUCUGGGUCAGCCAAGUGAGUUUAAUCCAAUCCAAUGCAGUCAAAAUCACGAAUCUAAAAAUCACGAAUCUAUGUAGAAGCGUAAAAAAUGCAAGUUUUUAAACUCUAAAGCCUAGAUUUUGACUACAAUUAUUAGUGAAAAACUUUCUACUUAGAAUCAUUUUGGUGACCUAAAAGUUUAAAAUCAUAAACUUUUAAGUUGUAAAGUGUUGACUACAUUGAUCCAAUCAACCAUAUUAUGGGUGGUUCCAUUGCGAAGAUGUCUAAUGUGAUGAGCCGAAUUCAUUGAACCAGAUUUCACCCAAGUGAACAACCUAUGCCGAGCUUGUUUCAUGCAAGUCCAAAGUCGGAAACUUGGAGAGCCAUGGGUUGGUUCUUGCCAUGUCUGAGCUAUAAUAUUGUCCACUUCUUGGUUCUUACUCCAUCUGGCAUCAAACAUGGAAACUUUCUUACUAGGGAUCCCUUUAGUAGACCAAUGAUAUAGAAUCGCUCUAUGGUCUAAACAUUACUGGGGGACUCUGUGCCAUAUAUGAUCAACAAUAUUUGCCGCUUCUUGGUUCUUACUCCAUCUAGCAUCAAACAUGAAAACUUUCUUAUUAAGGAUCAUUUUCAUAGACCGAUGAACAUAUAACAAAUAAAAAUUUAUUGGUUAGUGAGAUGGUGAGCAUUACCCUUUUUUUAAGUGAAAUGUCAUUAAGAAUGCGACCGGGCCAAAGCCCAAAUGAAAAGGUACAAGCAGAGAAAACGAAAAUGGAUCAUAAACCAAAGAAAAAAGGCCCAAACAUGUGGUCCGGAAACCCAAUAGGGUCCGGACCCGGGCCAAAACAAGAAAGGGUUUCAAAACCGUAAAUCGAAACUUUGUCCCCUCUUGUUCCCCAUCGCCGCUACCGAGACCCACCACCGUCGUGUGAACAACCACCUGGCGUUGCCACCGCCGCAAAGUGCUAGUACUGUCGUUCGAAUCUUGCCAAACUCAUACGAAGGGGAGGGUAAGAGAACCUCCCGCCUUUCCUUCCCGAGCCAGUUGGCUUCAGCCUCCCCCAAUCGGAACCCAGGGAUAGCAGCAAACGACCAUCGCCGAUGAAGGAUCCAGAGGGAAGGGGACCUUUGUCUUCAAGCUUUUAACUCUGAGUCUGACGCCAAGGGCUGCAUCUCCGAUGCACCUAAAUCUGCAAGGCGAGUCAUGGAGGUAGACCAGGGAGAGAAAAGGAGAAAACAAGCCAGAUCUGAACCAGAUUUGGCCUCCAUCGCACCUUAUAAACGAACCAUCAUCUCAGAUCCGAGUGACCAGAUCGGAGGGCAAAAGCUCAACCCAUCAGGGGGGGAGGAAGAAAGAUCCACCAACGUGAAAGAAAAAGCCAUGGAAGGCAGAAACAAGCACAAAGUUGGAAGGGAAAACAAGCGCACGAAAAGGAAAAAGGAAAGGACGAAAAAUUGGAAAGGAGAGCUGCCGCCGAUCGCCGGGGAGCAUUACUCGUUGGCCAAAAAUCUAGCUAAUGUGCUGAAAAAUGAAAUAUAUCUAGUCUACUUUAAAUGAAAGUGGCAGACAAGCUAUGUCUAUUCAACCAUGUGAAUCUAGGACCCGAGAAACCAAUAUCUAGCAAGUCUAAGUCAUCAACAAACAUACGGAAAGAUUGUGUUAAGUGAACAUCAAAAUAUCGGCCCCAUCUUUUCAUAGGAUUGCAAAAUGUCAUUAAAAUACCCACAAUGAACAAGCGUUUGGUAUAAUGGUAAUGCCACUACCCUAGAAAAUAGAGGUCUCAAGUUCAAAUAUCUUAAGUAAUAUUUUAAUCAUAAAAAAGUAAACCUAUAUCACCAUUAUUAAAAAAAAUCACACAGUCACAAAUGAAAAGCAGUAGGCAAUAAUUAGUAGGGAAAUGCUACGGUGCCGCACUAAAAAGUGCGGCACCGGUGACGCCGUUUUUGAUUGGGCCACGUGGCGCUGAUGUGGCAGUGACUGGUUUAAUUAGCGCGACCCAAAGCCCAUGAGUAACUAGAACUGAAACCAACCCGGCUCUCCCACACUAACGGAGACUCCCUCUCCGUCCAACUUAAACGCUUAUUCCUCUUUUUUUUUUUUUGCCAAACUGUAUUUAUAUUUUUAUUAAUUAAAAAUUGAAUUAGUUUUUUAUUUCGUACGAUUGAGAAAACGGGUAAGUAGGGGACGACGACGGACGAACGAAAAGCUGUUCCUCGAUCUCUUCUCCGACGUUCUCCCGAAAUCGAUUCGGUGACUUGGUCGCGGCCAAUACCCAUCUCCAAAAUCAUCUCGGUGGCUUGUUCAAAGGCGAAGAAAUUGUAUCUUCGGGGCCUCUGUGACCAUCGAAGAGCGCCGCCGCCAAAAUCACUACGGUCACUAGUUCGUGCUCGAUCCCAUCUCUAAGAUCAACCUUAUGCGUGGACUGCUUUUGGAGCACGCCGGCAAAGGAGAUCGAGGAUUCCCUUUUGGUUCGGCCCUCGGCGUCAUCCCUUGUUGUUGAUUUUUUUUUCAAUCUUGGAAACCCAAACGAAUUGGAUUAAUGGACGAGGAAUACGGCUGCUGAAUUUGGUGGAGGGUGUGAAGUUUGGAUGGCGACGUUGGAGCUCAGCAGAGUAGUUGGCUCUUUUCCGAUUCUAACAAGCGAGAGAACGAGGAAGACGACCACCAAUCGUUUUUCCUUCGGGUUUUUUUUUCAAAAUGAAAAUAAAUGCAUAUAAAACUUAAAUCAAUUUCAUAUUAAUUACUAAAAAAAGGGUAACAACAGGUGGAACUCCCGUCUCUGACUUGGGCUUCGGUUUGGACAAUUCCAAAUUUUUAUGGAUCAUAGGCUUGAACUAAGUAAACCAGUCACCGGCACAUCAACACCACGUGGCCCGAUAAAAAACGGCGUCAUCGGUGCCGCACUUUUUAGUGCGGCUAAUUAAUAAGAUAUAAGUUAAUUG